This is a messenger RNA of Acomys russatus (golden spiny mouse), 5720 nucleotides long. It is a transcript of the gene Clasp1, whose product is annotated as cytoplasmic linker associated protein 1. Lineage: Eukaryota; Metazoa; Chordata; Mammalia; Rodentia; Muridae. The transcript has 43 exons. The record is from RefSeq and is a predicted model, not a curated record. Gene Ontology annotation, cellular component: spindle microtubule; microtubule organizing center; cytoplasmic microtubule. Gene Ontology annotation, biological process: mitotic spindle assembly. Gene Ontology annotation, molecular function: kinetochore binding; microtubule binding. The coding region runs from base 413 to 5266 and encodes 1617 amino acids.
GCGCACUUGGCUUCUCACUUUUUUUUUUUUUUAAUCCCCGCACCAAGCGCUUAACCUCAUUGGGGUGGAGGAGAAGGCGGUGGCUGUCCGGUCCGCAGCCGCAACAGUAGUGAAUAAUAGAGCUAAUGGACUGCUGAAUUAUGAAGUAUUCCAGACCCAGUUGUAGAUCGUCACUCCGCCACUCUCUCCUUUAUCGCCUACUGGUUAUUUAAAUUGGACUUUUAAUAUCCUACCAGCUGCUCUUCAGACACACAUGGUGCAUUGCUGCCAUUCCCGGGAUUGCAUCUUUGAAACACACUCUCUUAGUAGCCUUCAGCAAACAAAGAGGCCACCUCCCGGCACGGCUGGCUACCGGGAGGGAGUCAUCCUGACUGCCCUCUAGCCUCGGCCGGGUCUGGAUUUGAAUCCUACCAUGGAACCUCGAAUGGAAUCCUGUCUGGCUCAGGUGCUGCAGAAGGAUGUGGGGAAACGGCUGCAGGUUGGCCAGGAACUCAUAGACUAUUUCUCAGACAAGCAGAAGUCCGCUGACCUCGAGCAUGACCAGACCAUGUUAGAUAAGCUUGUGGAUGGACUCGCUACCUCUUGGGUGAACUCUAGCAAUUACAAGGUGGUUCUCCUGGGCAUGGACAUCCUGUCGGCUCUGGUGACAAGGCUGCAGGACCGAUUCAAGGCGCAAAUCGGCACAGUGUUGCCAAGUCUAAUAGACAGACUGGGAGAUGCUAAGGACUCCGUGAGGGAGCAAGACCAAACCCUGCUGCUAAAGAUCAUGGAUCAAGCUGCUAACCCCCAGUAUGUGUGGGACAGAAUGCUCGGAGGCUUCAAACACAAGAACUUCCGCACGAGAGAGGGCAUCUGCCUCUGCCUUAUCGCAACACUCAAUGCCUCUGGGGCCCAGACUCUAACACUAAGCAAGAUCGUGCCACAUAUAUGUAACUUACUGGGAGAUCCCAACAGCCAGGUUCGAGAUGCAGCAAUAAACAGUCUGGUGGAGAUCUAUAGACAUGUAGGCGAACGUGUGAGGGCAGACCUCAGUAAAAAAGGCCUGCCACAGUCUCGGUUGAAUGUCAUUUUUACAAAGUUCGAUGAAGUCCAAAAGUCUGGAAAUAUGAUACAGUCUGCAAAUGAUAAAAAUUUUGAUGAUGAGGAUUCUGUGGAUGGAAACAGGCCUUCUUCUGCCAGCUCCUCCUCGUCCAAGGCGCCGUCAAGUUCCCGGAGGCACGUCAGCACGGGGACCACCCGUAGGCUUGUGUCGUCCAGUCUCGGAUCUAAGUCUUCAGCUGCAAAAGAAGGUGCUGGUGCUGUGGAUGAAGAGGACUUUAUUAAAGCCUUUGAUGAUGUGCCUGUGGUGCAGAUUUAUUCCAGCCGGGACCUCGAGGAAUCCAUAAACAAAAUUAGAGAAAUCCUGUCAGAUGACAAGCAUGACUGGGAGCAGAGAGUAAAUGCUCUAAAAAAGAUUAGAUCAUUACUCUUGGCUGGGGCUGCUGAGUACGAUAGCUUCUUUCAACACUUGCGUCUUCUGGACGGAGCCUUUAAACUCUCGGCUAAGGACCUGCGGUCUCAGGUAGUGCGGGAAGCUUGUAUCACCUUGGGGCAUCUGUCAUCAGUUCUGGGAAAUAAGUUUGAUCAUGGAGCUGAAGCCAUCAUGCCAACUAUCUUUAAUUUAAUCCCAAACAGUGCCAAAAUCAUGGCUACUUCUGGUGUCGUAGCCGUGAGGCUAAUCAUCCGGCACACUCACAUCCCUCGGCUAAUCCCUGUCAUAACAAGCAACUGUACCUCUAAGUCUGUGGCAGUUAGAAGGCGCUGUUUUGAAUUUUUAGAUUUACUUUUACAAGAAUGGCAGACACAUUCACUAGAAAGACACAUAUCAGUAUUAGCUGAAACGAUAAAGAAAGGAAUUCAUGAUGCCGAUUCUGAAGCAAGAAUAGAAGCCAGGAAAUGCUACUGGGGUUUCCACAGUCACUUCAGCCGAGAAGCAGAGCACUUGUACCACACUUUGGAGUCCUCCUACCAGAAGGCCUUGCAGUCCCACUUGAAGAACUCGGACAGCAUUGUAUCUCUGCCCCAGUCGGACCGAUCCUCUUCCAGCUCUCAAGAGAGCCUCAACCGGCCGCUUUCUGCCAAAAGAAGUCCCACUGGCAGCACCACGUCCAGAGGCUCUACAGUUAGUACCAAAUCUGUGUCAACGACAGGAUCCCUCCAGCGGUCUCGGAGCGAUAUUGACGUGAACGCCGCAGCCAGUGCCAAAUCCAAAGUCUCCUCGUCCUCAGGAUCCACCGCCUUCAGCUCUGCAGCAGCAUUGCCUCCAGGGUCCUAUGCAUCCUUAGAGUCCAGACACAUGAGGGAAGACUUGGAGUACGUAGGCCUGGAUGCAGGUCGGAUCCGCACAAGACGGCAAAGCUCGGGGAGCGCCACCAAUGUUGCCUCCACACCCUCGGAUAGUCGGGGCCGCAGUCGCGCCAAAGUGGUUUCACAGUCUCAGCGAUCCAGAUCUGCUAACCCUGCUGGUGCUGGCAGCCGGUCAAGCUCCCCUGGGAAGCUGUUGGGAAGUGGCUAUGGUGGACUUGCUGGGGGUUCCUCGCGAGGCCCACCUGUGACACCGUCUUCUGAAAAACGAAGCAAGAUUCCCAGGAGUCAGGGAUGUAGCCGAGAAACAAGCCCUAACCGGAUUGGAUUAGCACGGAGCAGCCGUAUCCCUCGACCCAGCAUGAGUCAGGGGUGCAGCCGCGAUACCAGCCGUGAGAGCAGCCGCGAUACAAGCCCUGCUCGGGGCUUCACUCCACUCGCCUCUCGACGUCAUUCCAGGUCCACUAGUGCCCUCUCCACUGCUGAUUCUGUUGGGCAGUCAGAUCGGUUUGGCCUGAGCCAGUCAGGAAGAAUCCCUGGUUCCGUGAACGCCAUGCGAGUGUUGAGUACCAGCACAGACCUGGAAGCUGCGGUGGCUGACGCUCUGCUGUUAGGAGACGCCAGGAGCAAGAAGAAGCCUGUGAGAAGGAGGUACGAACCCUAUGGGAUGUACUCUGAUGAUGACGCCAACAGUGACGCCUCCAGUGUGUGCUCCGAGCGCUCAUAUGGCUCCAGGAAUGGUGGCAUCCCUCAUUAUCUGCGGCAGACUGAGGACGUAGCGGAAGUUCUCAACCACUGUGCUAGUUCUAACUGGUCAGAAAGGAAAGAGGGGCUCCUGGGCCUACAGAACUUACUGAAGAGCCAAAGAACACUGAGUCGAGUAGAACUGAAGAGACUUUGUGAGAUUUUCACCCGAAUGUUUGCCGACCCUCACAGCAAGGUUUUCAGUAUGUUUUUGGAAACCCUCGUGGAUUUUAUAAUCAUUCAUAAGGAUGACUUGCAAGACUGGCUCUUUGUCCUCCUCACACAACUACUGAAGAAAAUGGGAGCAGACUUACUUGGAUCUGUGCAAGCGAAAGUUCAGAAGGCACUAGAUGUCACCAGGGACUCCUUUCCAUUUGAUCAACAAUUCAACAUUCUGAUGAGAUUCAUUGUGGAUCAGACUCAAACUCCAAACCUCAAGGUCAAAGUCGCAAUCCUGAAAUACAUCGAGUCUCUGGCCCGACAAAUGGACCCCACGGAUUUUGUAAACUCCAGCGAAACAAGACUUGCUGUUUCUCGAAUCAUAACGUGGACUACAGAACCAAAGAGUUCAGACGUGAGAAAGUCCCAGCAUCAGCGUAGUCGAGCAGGGGAAGAUGUCUCUAGUAGGUCAGUUCCCACCUGCUCUGGGCCUGGAGAAGGAAACUUGGAAGAAGGUUGUAAACAGGCAGCACAGAUUGUGCUCAUCUCUCUGUUUGAAUUGAACACCCCUGAAUUUACCAUGUUACUUGGUGCCUUGCCAAAAACAUUCCAGGAUGGUGCCACCAAACUCCUGCAUAACCACCUCAAGAACUCCAGUAACACUGGUGUGGGAUCUCCAAGCAAUACAAUUGGCCGGACGCCUUCCCGACACCCCAGCAGCAGGACCAGCCCCCUGACCUCACCCACCAACUGUUCCCAUGGGGGACUAUCUCCAAGUCGGUUGUGGGGUUGGAGUGCCGAUGGGCUAUCGAAGCCCCCACCUUCCUUUUCUCAGCCUAACUCCAUUCCCACCGCUCCCUCCCACAAGACUCUCAGGCGCUCUUACUCUCCCAGCAUGCUGGACUAUGACACCGAGAACCUGAACUCUGAAGAAAUCUACAGCUCUUUGCGUGGAGUUACAGAAGCCAUUGAAAAGUUCAGCUUCCGCAGCCAGGAGGAUCUAAAUGAGCCAAUUAAGCGAGAUGGCAAGAAGGAUUGUGACAUCGUGUCCCGAGACGGGGGAGCAGCCUCUCCUGCCACCGAGGGCCGUGGAGGUGGCGAGGUGGAAGGAGGCAGGACAGCUUUGGACAACAAGACCUCCCUGCUCAACACGCAGCCUCCACGUGCCUUUCCAGGGCAAAGAGCACGGGAGUACAACCCAUAUCCCUACUCGGACACCAUCAACACCUAUGACAAGACGGCUCUGAAGGAGGCAGUGUUUGACGAUGACAUGGAGCAGCUCCGAGAUGUGCCCAUUGACCACUCGGACCUGGUGGCUGACCUGCUGAAAGAGCUGUCUAACCACAACGAGCGUGUGGAGGAGAGGAAGGGAGCACUGCUGGAGCUGCUCAAGAUCACCAGGGAGGACAGCCUGGGCGUGUGGGAGGAGCACUUCAAGACCAUCCUGCUGCUGCUGCUGGAGACGCUUGGAGACAAAGACCAUUCCAUUCGAGCCCUGGCACUGAGAGUUUUACGGGAGAUUCUGAGAAACCAGCCAGCAAGAUUCAAAAACUACGCCGAACUGACGAUCAUGAAGACCCUGGAGGCCCACAAAGACUCCCACAAAGAGGUGGUACGAGCGGCUGAGGAAGCCGCAUCCACGUUAGCCAGCUCAAUCCACCCAGAGCAGUGCAUCAAAGUGCUGUGUCCAAUCAUCCAGACGGCCGACUACCCCAUCAACCUGGCUGCCAUCAAGAUGCAGACAAAAGUGGUGGAGAGGAUCACCAAGGAGUCGUUGCUGCAGCUCCUUGUAGACAUUAUCCCAGGCCUGCUGCAGGGUUACGACAACACUGAGAGCAGUGUACGGAAGGCCAGCGUGUUUUGCUUAGUGGCAAUCUAUUCCGUAAUCGGAGAAGAUCUGAAACCUCACCUCGCACAGCUCACGGGGAGCAAGAUGAAGCUGCUGAACUUAUAUAUAAAGAGGGCCCAGACCACCAACAGCAACAGCAGCUCCUCCUCUGAUGUGUCCACACACAGCUAGUGGCCGUGCCAGUCUGUGCAGAACACACAUUGGGGGUGCCUCUGAGAAGCCCCAUCAGCUGCCUAGUCCACUCGAGGAGGCCGCAUAUAAUUUAUUACAAUCAGUAUUUUGGUCCCUUCCAGCUUCUGUGUAGAAUUUUGCUGGUAUUGAAUGUAACGGAAGCAAGGCCUGUUAUGCAGUCUCCUUAGAAACGAAAGGACUGAGAAGUAAAGAGCCAUACUGACACGUGUCUUGCACCACCUGCUGACAUCACCAAACAAACCAUGGAGGGCACAGUUCUUAGGAACCAGAGCUGUUUAGCCAGUGCUCGGUACACAGUAGCAGAUUUUUCUCAAUGCGUACAGACUUGGGGGGUGGUUUGGGGUAUUGCUGUGUGUUCUUUAUGCUUCAGUUUUUAGAGUGUGGUCAGAUGGGACAAGAAGCCCUGCCCCCCACCUGUUUUCCACCUGACACU